AUGCAGCAGAAGGCAUGGAUGGAAAAGAAUUAUUACCAUUCUCGCUUCUCUGUCUUGUUUCUUUGCUCUCUCCUAUAUAUCUUCCUCUCAGCGUCCGACGCAGCAGCCGCACCACCCCUACCAGGGCCUUCGUCCAUUCGAUCCGAAGCAGCAGCACUCCUCAGAUGGAAAGAAAGCCUUGAGGGACCACACGGCAACCUCACUUACGAUCUGAAGACAUGGACGCCACCAUCCGGUGCUGCUACUUCCCGUCCUAAAGUGUCAGUUAGCCCUUGCAGUUGGGAGGGCAUAAUCUGCAACUCUGCUGGAAGUGUGACCGAGAUACACCUUCAGGACAGGGGACUAAGAGGAACACUUGAUGAAUUGAGCCUCUCAUCCUUUCCGAGCCUUGCUCAUCUCGAUCUCAGCGGCAACUUAUUGGAGGGCGUACUUCAAAACCUGAGCUUCUCCUCUAUCAACAACCUCAUUCACCUCGACCUCAGUGACAACGACUUCUAUGGCACACUGGAUAACUUGAGCUCCUCUCCGGGCCUCACUUAUCUUGACGUCAGUCGCAAUGGGCUGCAUGGGAGAUUUCCUUCAAACAUCAGGGAGACUCUUCCCCAGCUAACGCACCUUUAUGUUUCUGGGAAUCGGCUUUCAGGUACGUUGCCUCCCCUGUUCAACAACUGGACCAAUCUCAAUUCGCUUGGACUCGACUCCAACAAUUUUUCUGGAAGCAUUCCUCCCGAGAUCGGCAAGCUCGCAAAACUUGAGAUCUUGGACUUGUCUUAUAACCAGCUGAAUGGCUCGAUCCCGGAAGAGAUUGGAGGUCUCGUGAAUCUGGUCUCACUACAUUUGAUGAACAAUUCGUUGUCCGGAGUCAUCCCUUCUUCUAUUGGCAAUUUGAGCGACUUGGGAUAUCUGUCACUCCAUGGCAACUCAAUCUCCAGUUCAAUUCCUCAGGAAAUCGGACAUUUAGGAAACCUGGUUCUUGUAGAUCUCGGCAGUAAUUUGCUCGGUGGUAUCAUCCCAAAAUCUAUAGGUGGUUUGUUGAAGCUAAACUUUCUGCAUAUUGUUUUCAAUAACAUUCCUGGUUCCAUCCCCUCUGAAAUAGGAAACCUUACGAGUCUUUAUUACCUUAAUGCAUCCCAUAAUUCUCUCGGUUCUAUCCCCUCUGAAAUAGGAAACCUUACGAGUCUUCUUUCCCUGGAUGCAUCCCAUAAUUAUCUCUCUGGCAACAUUCCGAGAUCGUGGAGUAACCUGGGCAGUCUUUACGAUUUAAGACUUGACGGGAACAGGCUCAGUGGUGGUCCAAUCCCACCAGAAAUUGGGAGUCUCACGAAUCUUACUUUUCUAAGCCUCGACCUCAACAGAAUUUCUGGUCCAAUCCCCCAAGAAAUGGGGAGCCUGUUAAGUGUGGGUAAUCUAAGUCUGUCGAAUAACUCUUUGAUAGGUCCCCUUCCUUCAUCGCUUGGUAACCUUUCUCGGCUAGAGGGUUUGUACCUCGAUGGAAAUCACAUUUUUGGUCCAAUACCGCCAGAAAUUGGAGAGCUUCAACGUGUUUCUGUUUUAGAUCUGUCGGGUAACCGAUCCCCCCGUCUUUGCGCAAGCUCGUCCUCCUCAAACGUCUUCACCUCAAUAGGAAUAGACUUUGUGGGUCGAUCCCUCCAGAGCUAG
Messenger RNA from Elaeis guineensis (African oil palm), 1659 nucleotides. Lineage: Eukaryota; Viridiplantae; Streptophyta; Magnoliopsida; Arecales; Arecaceae. The record is from RefSeq and is a predicted model, not a curated record.